Molecule: messenger RNA, 6096 nt
Organism: Oryctolagus cuniculus (rabbit)
Lineage: Eukaryota; Metazoa; Chordata; Mammalia; Lagomorpha; Leporidae
Source: RefSeq, a predicted model, not a curated record
AUACUCGAUGUACAACCCCGAAUUGGGCUACAGCCAGGGCCUAAGCCAUGUGGCAGCCCUGCUGCUGAUGUGGCUGAGUGAAGAGGAUGCUUUCUGGGCCCUAGUCCAGCUCAUGGGGACAGCCAGCACGCGAUGCAUGAUUUCUACACACCAGACUCCCCAAAACUGGAGCGAUUCCAGCACCACCUGGGAGACAUCAUGCAUCGCGUGCUGCCCUCCCUGGAGAAACACCUGGAGAAGGAGGUUGUGUACCUUGAGGACUACACCGCACAAUGGUACAUCCAGUGCUUCCUGGAUGGGGUGCCGUUCCCCCUGGCACUUCGGAUGUGGGAUAUUUACAUCCUUGAGGGCGCGCAGGUACUCACCGGCAUGGUGUACACCGUCCUCAAGGUCCACCGAAAGCGCCUGCUGAAGAUGUCCAGAGACCACAUCCGGGAGUUCCUGCAGGUGACCCUGAAGCAGGCCUGGUCACUGAGCGAGGAUGCGGUCAUCAGGCAGCUGCGGGCCUCCAGGCGUGAGCUGGGGAAGCUCCAGUGCCUCCUGCCUCCCGAAGAAAAGCCAACCGAAGAUGGCAGCCCGGCCCUGCUGGUGCCGCCUGGCUCUCAGGAGCGCGCUCCCCCACCAGUGUCCCUCAAGACCAUCGUUGAGCGCAAAGGCUGUCACCCUGCUGCUGCAGCUCCCCAGGAGCCAGCGGGGGCUUCAGCUUCUGUCCCCGAGGAGACUGGUCCUCUGGGAUCUGCCGUCCAGCCCGAAACCAACCAACACGCCAAGGAGCAGAAGGGCAGUCAUGGCGAGAGCGGCACCCAGCCCCGCGGCCCGGGCUCCUCCAUGGGGGCCUCAGGGUCAGGGGGCGCCCCCCACCUCUCGGGCCCACAGUGCUCCUGGCUGGACGAGCCAGGCCCCCUCCGGCGCUGGACUUCCCUGACCAAACUCAACGUGACCUUCCAAGAUGACUCCGACUCUGAGGACGAGGAGUACUACAGCGGCCUGGAGAGGCAGGAAGAGGACGAAGAGGAGGAGGAAGAGGAGGAAGACCGGGCUGCUGAGUGUCCUGCGUCUCCCUGGCCAAAGCUGCUGCAGGACCUGAGAUUCGUCCUGCCCGAGACAAUUUUUGAAGAGGACGAGGAGGGAGGCUGUGAAGAGGGCGCCUCCCUGGAGCCCUCGUCCCCAGCCCUGUCUGUGAAGUCCUCAGAGUCUCUGCGUGGCCCGGGCCUCUCGGCCCCACAGAGCUUGCAGAGCAGGGGAGACCUGUCCCGAUGGGGGGGCCUCCCACAUCUCAGCCCGCCUGUCAAAGGCGCUGAUUUCUGGCCCCUGGAGCUGGGUGGCCAGCAGGGUCUCAGGGCCCCUCCCCCACCUGCCUCAGAGCCUCUGGAUCCCAGGCCCAUGCAGGCUGUGCCAGCCCUGGGAGCAGGGCUGAAGACACCCUCCCUGCAUGGGAGCCCCAUGCACUCUGGGGACACUCACGGGCUGGAGCCUGCAGGAGCCAGCCCUGUGCUGGGAGACCAGGCCCGUGUCCCCACCCUGGCUCGAGGCCUCCUUGCUGCCCACUCCAUGGAGGAGCUGGAUGUGUGUGGGCAUCCGGAGGGGAAGAACAGCCCACCAGGUGUCCAGCUCAGACGGGCCAGAAGCCUAGCCUGUCUAAGCACAGCGGCCACCCCGAUGGACAAGGCUCCUCUCUAGAGCGCCUCUCCCCCAUGCUGAGGCCUCACCCUAGCUCAACUCAGCCAGAGUCUAGCUUCUCUAUGCCUGGUGGCCUCCUCGAUUGACAAGGCUCCUCUCUGGAGCUCCUCUCCCCCUCCCUGAGCCCACCCUAGCUCAUCUCAGCCAGCAUCUAGCUUCUCUAUGCCCAACGCCUCCCUCAUUGACAAGGCUUCUCUCAUGAGCUCCUCUCCUCCUACCUGAGGCCUCAGCUUGGCCAGAAUCUAGCUUCUCUAUGCCCAGCGCCUCCCUCUUUGACAAGGCUUCUCUCAUGAGCUCCUUUCCCCCUACCUGAGACCUCAGCUUGGCCAGAAUCUAGCUUCUCUAUGCCUGGUGGCCUCCCCGAUUAACUAGGCUCCUCUCUGGAGCUCCUCUCCCCCUCCCUGAGGCCUCAGCUUGGCCAGAAUCUAGCUUCUCUGUGCCUGGUGGCCUCCCCGAUUGACAAGGCUCCUCUCUGGAGUUCUUCUCCCCCUCCCUGAGCGGCCUCACCCUAGCUCAUCUCAGCCAGCAUCUAGCUUCUCUAUGCCCCGCGGCCUCCCCGAUUGACAAGGCUCCUCUCUGGAGCUCCUCUCCCCUCCCUGAGCGGCCUCACCCUUGCUCAACUCGGCCAAGGAGCCAGCCCACUGCCACAGUUGCUAUGGGCACCCUCAGAGCAGGAGAUGAUGUAGGACAUGAACCCAGGCACCUGUGGGCUGCCACAUACCCCUCCUGCCUUCUUGAGGGAACCCUGGAACUUCUGCCCCUUGUUGAUUCUGUAUUAAAUGGUUUCAGAAUGCCUUUGAUUUUGUGACCCCUGGAGCCGAGCUGCCACACAGGGUCCCUGAGUCCCUUGCAAGGGGCUGGAGGUGCCACAGCCGCCAGCUGCAGCCAGAGACCCGGCUCAGGGUGCUCCAUCACUUCCUGAGAUUGCCCUGUGCCCAGCGUGGACCAGGGGAGGACUGGAGGAGCAGCAGUGGCUGGGUACAUGUGGCCUUUGGGACAGUUCAGGAGUGUGGGCCCAGCCAAGGGACCAGGCCCAUGAUCACCUCUGUGCAGUGUCCUGGGUGUGUGGGCACCAGGUUCCUGCUCUUCUUCCCUCUUUCUUUGCCUUCCAUCCUCCCCUGCCCCAUCUCAAAAUCCAGCAUCUCAUGGCCUGAGCCCGCGAGAGGACCCCAGGGCACUUCUGACCACAGACCAGGAUGCCAGUGGGUGGAGACAGCCCAGAAUGUCCAGGUGGCCCUGGUGGCACACCUGGCUGGCCAGAUGCCCACAUGCCUUCUUGCAGCUCAGGCCUCCUGGGCUGCUGUCACAGUGGGUUCAGCUUCUCCAGGUCAUGCUGUUACACAGGGGUCAUUAGCAUGGAGAAUGUGUCCCCUGAUGUUGGGAGAAGAGACUCCUGGCUCAGAGGCUCCUGGCCUGGUGACUCCAUAAGGAAGGAGUCUGGAACCCUGCCUUGGGCAGAAAGAGCACCCCAGUUCUCCAAGGGUCCCAGACACUUGUAGCCUCUUCCUCAACCCACACGACCUCCAAAAGGCGACUAGGCCCUGUUCAUCAGAAGCCACCUGGGUCAUCCCAAUGGGGCAGGUUAGGCCAUAGCCAUUUUCCCCUGGGUCUGGAAGGCCCAGGAUUCUCUAGCUGUUGAGUCUGGUUUGGAGUUGACCACUCUGUACUCCGUUCUUGAAUGAGCCAUGGCUGUGUCAGUGGCAGGACCCCAAGGGCUCAGAAUUGCUGGUCCCCACAGGGUGCUUUUUGCAGAAUCACGCUGAGGCCAGAAGCUGACGAGACAGAGGGUGACAAGUGGCUACUGUGCUGAUGACUCAUGUCUCCAGGCUGGAGAGCCACAGCCACGGGCCAGUCCUGAGCCUGCUCCUGUUCUCCAGUACUCAAGGCUGGUCCUCUUGUUCCUGGGAACCAUAAGGCCAUAUUUUGGACUCUUCACCUGCUUCUUCUGCUCCUUAUCUGGGGGAAGAUGUGAGCCCGAUGAUGAGCUUGCAGGCAAGGUUGCUACAGGGCAGGCAAAGUGAUGGGAAGGCCCCUGUCCAGGUCAAGCCUGUGCUGUGCUCCCUGCUCUGCCCUGGCUUCCUGGGUGGACUGCAGUGUACUCAGAUACGUGCAGGCAGUUCACCUGUCCAGGCGCAAGCCCUAAACACUGUUACUAAUGGGAACGCACACCUAGAGACUUUCCUGGUGCUUAUGGCCUCGAACCAUCCUCCCCUGGUCAGCCAUGUGUAGGGUGACCUGCAGGCAUCCGUCUCCACUGAAAGCCACCUGCCUUUGGUGACAGUCCUUUGCCCUCUCCUGCAAUGGAGAUUUCACAAACCUGGUGCUCUUUCUUAAGAAGACUUCUUCCAUUGUAUCAGUUUGCUUUCUUGUCAAAGAUCUGAUAACUGUAUUCGUGAAGGUCUCUUCUGGGGUUACCAUUCUGACUCUCACCAGUCCCAGGCUGUCUCAUAAGUUAGGGCAGCUGUGACACAUCAGUCCUCCAGUGUGUUCAUCUUCAGUUAAGGGCGGUGGGAUCUUCUGGGUGUCUCCAUCCCCACAUACAUUUUAAAAUCAGUUUGGUAAUUGUAAAACAUCUUGAUAGGAUUUUUUAAAGAUUUAUUUAUUUCAAAGAGUUACACAGAGAAGGAGAGGCAGAGAAAGAGAGAGAGAGAGGUCUUCCAUCUGCUGGUUCACUCCCCAAUUGCCCACAACAGCUGGAACUGUGCUGAUCCAAAGCCAGGAGCCCCGAACUUCAUCCGAUUCCCCAUACGGAUGACAGGGGCCCAAGCACUUGGGCCAUCUUCUACUGCUUUCCCACGCCAUAGUAGAGAGCUAGAUUGGAAGAGGAGCAGCUGAGACUCGAAGCAGCGCCUAUAUGGAAUGCAGGCACCCGCUACCUACACCACAGCGCUGGCCCCAUUGAUAGGAUUUUGAUUAAGACUGUGUUGGUCUAUCAAGUGAAGAAAUACAGAUAUCUGGGCUAGAUUGAGUCUUCCAAUCCAUGACCACAGAAUGUGUCUCCAAAUGUUUAGUUCUUCCUUGAGACCUUUUUAGGAGCUUUGUGGUGACCUCAUAGAGAUUUUGCAUAUUUUGUUGGAGAUAUGCCUAGAUGUUUCUUUUGUUUUGCUACAGAACCUUUUUUUUAUUUCCAUGCAUAGUUUUCUCAUUAGAUUCAUUUUCCAAGAGCCCUCAUAUGUCAGUGUAGUUCUUUUCUCAUGUGCUGCUCUACACAUCUCAGUCCUGACUUGGUCCUGCUCAUGCACUUGCUCAUCUUUUUCUAGACACACACACACACACACACACACACACAUCCUCUUUCCUUCCUCUAGAUUCACCAUGGUGCCUCCCUGCAUCAUAAAUAAAACAAAACAAAACCACCACAAAAGUCAAAAACACACCCUCCUGUCUCCUGAGCAGACUAAUACAUCUGUUUCAAUACACACGAUGCCAAGCAAGAUUACAGAAGAUGUUUUCCAGGUGUGCUGAAGAAUGAAUCUUCUGUCUUCUACAGAUGCUGAGCCCAGAUGCUCAACAAGCAAGAAGUGGGGUAAUGUUUUUAAGAGAAGGAGAGAGACUGAGAGAGACCCUCCAUGCACUGGUUCACUCCCCUGGUGGCUGCAACGGUCAGAGCUGGGCCAAUCUGAAGCCAAGGGCCUGGAGCUUCUUCUAGUCUCCCAUGUGGGCGCAGGGGCCCAGGGACUUGGGCCAUCUGCUGCUGCCUUCCCAGGUGCAUUAGUAGGGAGCUGGAUCAGAAGUGGAGCAGCUGGUAUACAAACCGGCUCCCACACGGGAUGCUGGCACCACAGGUUGCAGCUUAACCCUGUGCACCACAGUUCCAGCCUGGGUAAUUCGUUGUUUUAAGCUAUGACCACCAAAGGAGACUGCUGGCCAUUCCCACUUAGAUGAAUAGGAAAUAGGAAAUGUUCACCAAGUGUCCCUAGUGGCUACCACACUAGGUGUUCGUGACACUGGGAAACUGAAUGUUACCUGCCUGGGUUUAUAAAAUGGGAUAAUAAACAGAUUAAUUGUAGGACCUUUAUGAGAGUGAAAUGGAAAAAGGCACCCAUCCCCCCUUAGUUUUUUAAGAUGUAUCUAUAUUUGAGAAGCAGAGUUACAAAGAGGCAGAGGCAGAGAGACACACAGAGAGAGAGAGAGGUCUUCCAUCUGCUGAUUCACUCCCCAGAUGGCUUCAAUGGCCAGAGCUGUGCCAAUCCAAAGCCAGGAUCCAGGAGCAGCUUCCUCGUCUCCCACACGGGUACAGGGGCCCAAGGACUUGGGCCAUCUUUCUACUGCUUUCCCAGGCCCUAGCAGAGAGCUGGAUCAGAAAUGAAGCAUCCAGGACUCGAACUGGUACCUAUAUGGGAUGCCCGCACUGCAGGCAGCACUGGCCCCAGCCCCCAUCCCGUGUACAGGUAGUGCUAGAUGUUAUGAUUUUUG